AUAUCUUUGGUUGUCGUGCCGUGAUUAAAGUGAUACAACAUAGAUCGUGAGAUUUGUUAUUUCUGUGUGUUUGUGUGCGAGAAGACCAGCGCGUCGAACAUAGCUAUAUGCACCUAUAUUACUUAUUGUACGGUACUGAAGUUUAAAUAAUAAAAAAACAGCAAUUUCAGUCCUUAUUCCGAUUGGCCGUGAACUGCUCGGCCUUUUGACAACAGCUGCCAAUAAACUGCGAGGAGAUCAAGUCACCUGACGCUGUUGCUGGGUCGAGAAAAACAAAAACAGACGAGAGUUCAAGUUGCCCCUGAGAUCAGGGGGGUGUACAGAGCCUACGGUGGGUUAGUAGAGCGUUGUUUUUGUUUAAAGUAUUGCAUUGUAUUUGAACAAAGUUGGACUUGGACUUGGUAAAUAGUAGUUUGUACUAAUUGCAUGCUUUGUUGUUGACCCAGGCCAGGAGAGACUUAUCUUUAGUUUCAUUCACGGUUCUUUUGCAGCAGAUUCACAAUAAAACAUGGCAACAGAAUGUCAGGCGUGGCUUAAUGAUAACCCUGUAGAAAACAAUUCCUUGCUCUCUAGCGAUGAUGAAAAGGUGGAAACCCUGAACAUUGACAACGAGAUCAAUGGGAACUGGAUCACAGCAACCUCAUCCACCAUCCAUGAGGCUCGGGUGAAGGCCAAAGCAAAGAGACGCCUCAGGAAGAACUCGUCUCGAGACUCGGGGCGGGGGGACUCCCUCAGCGAUAACGGGGAGAGCCUCCGAGCUGUUCUCGUCCCUCCCACCAGCCCCAAGGGAAAGCUGCUGGACAGAAAGUCCCGGUCUGGGAAAGGGAGAGGUCUGCCGAAGAAAGGUGGAGCAGGAGGUAAAGGGGUUUGGGGCUCUCCUGGUGAGGUGUAUGAUCUUGAAGAAAUCGAUGUUAAGGAUCCCAAUUAUGAUGAGGACCAGGAAAACUGUGUAUAUGAAACUGUUGUCUUACCCUUGGAUGAAGGAGUCUUUGAGAAGACUGUGACACCGAUUGUCCAGGAAUACUUUGAACACGGAGACACAAAUGAAGUUGCGGAGCUGCUGAGUGAACUGAACCUGGGUGAAAUGAAAAGUGACGUGCCAAUGUUGGCAGUAUCUCUUGCACUGGAGGCUAAAGCGAGCCACCGAGAGCUGACAUCCAGGCUCCUGACUGACCUGUGUGGGAAGCUGUUGAGCACAGCUGAUGUGGAGAAAUCGUUUGACAGGCUCCUGAGGGAGCUGCCGGAGCUGGUCCUCGACACUCCAGGGGCACCACAGCUUGUUGGUCAGUUCAUUGCGCGGGCAGUUGGGGAUAAGAUUCUAUCCAGGGAUUACAUUGAGAGCUACAAAGGGAAAGUAGACUGUGACCAUGCCAGAGCUGCUUUGGAUAGGGCAGCAGUACUCUUAAAAAUGAGUAAGGGAGGACUGUGGGGAACAGGAGGAGGUCAGCGACCUGUCAAACAGUUAAUCAAAGAGAUUAACCUAUUGCUGAAGGAGUACCAGCUGUCAGGCGAUGUAGCAGAAGCAGAGAGGUGCCUGCAGGAACUGGAAGUGCCACAUUUUUACCAUGAGUUUAUCUAUGAGGCAGUAGUCAUGGUUUUGGAAUCCACUGGAGAAACCACAUUUAAAAUGGUGCUGCAGCUGCUGAAAUUUCUGUGGGAGUCCUCUGUCAUUACUGUAGACCAAAUGAGAAGGGGUUUUGAAAGAGUUUACAUGGAAAUUGCAGAAAUUAACAUAGAUGUGCCACAUGCCUAUUCUGUGCUGGAGCAAUUUGUGGAACAGAGCUUCAACGCAGGUGUGAUCAACAAAAAACUGAGGGACCUUUGCCCAUGCAGGGGACGUAAAAGGUUUGUAAGUGAAGGAGAUGGUGGACGCCUUAAACUUGAAAGCUACUGAAGAGAAACGGCAGAAGCCUCUGUGCCAGGUGUACUUGAACCCUUAGAGCUGCUUUACACUGUUCAUAUUCAUGGUGGCACAGCUUAGAUACAAAACAUUACUUGUAAAGCCUAUAGAAUGUAAACCAUGAAAAAAGGGGAACCAAAAAGGCACUUAUAAUUUUUUUUCUUUGGGGCUGGGGUUUUUAAAAGCACACCCAAGUGUUUUGAAAUAAGCUAACCCUGUUGCAAGUGCCACACCUUCAUUUACAUAGUCAUUCCAUGUUUUGUAUUGCCGUCUCACUGCCGCUCAUUUUCCUGACAGCACUGUGUUUGUAUGAACCACUGGUUUGUGUAUAAAGCUUUAUAUUAGGGGUAAUGUUUUGUGCUGCAUAGUACAGACCAACCCCCCCUGUUGGCUGCUAUUGUUUAUAUGCUGUGCUUAAGAAACAAAAUAUAUAUAUAUUCUUUGUUUGACAAUAAAAAUACACUGUUGGAAUUUUUAAAUGGCACAAAAAAACAUUUUUCAGAGUAAAGUAAACCAUUUAUCUUUUUAGAUGGGAUAACUCAAAUGGUGUUUGGAACAUCUAUUUUUGUAUUUUAAAAUAAGCUGGAAAGUUAAAUGGAACUAGGGUCUUGCUCAGUGUCAAUGUCAAAAAUAAAUAAUUUCUAUGAA
This is a messenger RNA of Acipenser ruthenus (sterlet), 2548 nucleotides long. Its product is annotated as programmed cell death protein 4-like. Lineage: Eukaryota; Metazoa; Chordata; Actinopteri; Acipenseriformes; Acipenseridae. The record is from RefSeq and is a predicted model, not a curated record. The transcript has 12 exons. Gene Ontology annotation, biological process: negative regulation of DNA-templated transcription. The coding region runs from base 509 to 1894 and encodes 461 amino acids. Gene Ontology annotation, cellular component: nucleus; cytosol.